This is a messenger RNA of Monodelphis domestica (gray short-tailed opossum), 10195 nucleotides long. The record is from RefSeq and is a predicted model, not a curated record. Lineage: Eukaryota; Metazoa; Chordata; Mammalia; Didelphimorphia; Didelphidae.
GCGGGGCUCACACUGGAGGAGACCUGAAGGGGAGGGCCAGCCCCAAGAAGGCGCAGAGGACCUCUGGGAAACCAGAAAUUAAGACCGACAGUCUCUCCUCCGCUUCCAAAGCUUUUCCCUCUUCUGCUCUGUAGUCGGCCCCGGAACUCCUUCCGCUCUGCGCCUCCAGCCUCGAGACAAGGCCUGGGAAAGCUGGAGGAGCUUCAGGGGGGACUCACUGGGGCUGCUUUGCUGCCUCCACAGGGAGCCUGGAGUGCCCGGAUGGCCUUGGAGAGGGACAGACUCGCAGCCCAGGAGGUGGUGAUGUUCAAGGAUGUGGCUGUGGACUUUACACGAGAGGAGUGGCGCCUCUUGUCCCCUCCUCAGAAGGAGCUGUACAAGGAGGUGAUGCUCGAGAAUGCCCGGAACCUGCUCUCUGUGGGACUUCCAGCUCCCCCAGAAGAUAUGAUCUCUUCUUUGGAGCAGAGGGAAGCCCUGUGGAUGCUUGAGCUAGAAGACCUGAGGAGCUGCUGCCCAGAAGGAGAGAUCAGACCUGAAAUGAAGAAGAAUCCAGUAGAUAUGAGCGCUUCUGUAUUAGAAAUGGACUUACAAAGAUUCAUGAGCAAUGGGCCUGAUAACUUUGCUUUCAGAGUAUUCUGUGUUGCUCCUCAAAAUUCAUCUGAUAUUGAACAUCAAAGAAUGCACACUGAGGAAAAAUCGAGUGAAAGUAAUGAGUAUGGAAGGACUUUUCUGAAUGGGGACAGUCUUGCUGAACAUCAAAGAAUGCACACUGGGGAGAAACCGUAUGAAUGCAAGGAAUGUGGAAAGACAUUCCUUAAGAGCUCCCAACUUGGUGUACAUCAGCGAAUCCACACUGGGGAGAAACCUUAUGAAUGCAAGCAAUGUGGAAAGAAAUUCACAGAUAAAUCCACUCUUUCUAAACAUCAGAGAAUCCACACUGGGGAGAAACCUUAUGAAUGCAAGCAGUGUGGAAAGACAUUUAGUCGGAGCUCCCAUCUUGCUGUACAUCAGAGAAUCCACACAGGGGAGAAACCUUAUGAAUGCAAACAAUGUGGAAAGUCAUUCAGUCAGAGCUCCAGUCUUUUUGUACAUCAGAGAAUCCACACUGGGGAGAAACCUUAUGUAUGCAAACAAUGUGGAAAGUCAUUCAGUCGGAGCUCCAGUCUUUUUCUACAUCAGAGAAUCCACACUGGGGAAAAAUAUUAUGAAUGCAAACAAUGUGGAAAGUCAUUCAGUUGCAGCUCCAAUCUUGCUGUACACCAAAGAAUUCACACUGGGGAGAAACCUUAUGAAUGCAAGGAGUGUGGAAAAACAUUCAGACUGAGCUCCCAUCUUGCUGUACAUCAGAGAAUCCACACUGGGGAGAAACCUUAUGUAUGUAAACAAUGUGGAAAGUCAUUCAGUCGGAGCUCCAAUCUUUUUCUACAUCAGAGGAUUCACACAGGGGAGAAACCUUAUGAAUGCAAGCAAUGUGGUAAGACAUUCAGUAUGAGCUCCCAUCUUGCUGUACACCAGCGAAUCCACACUGGGGAGAGGCCUUAUAAAUGCAAGCAAUGUGGAAAAACAUUCACAAAUAACUCCCAUCUUGCUGUACAUCAGAGAAUUCACACAGGGGAGAAACCUUAUGAAUGCAAGCAGUGUGGAAAGACAUUCCGUCGGGGGUUCCAUCUUGCUGUACACCAGCGAAUUCACACUGGGGAGAAACCUUAUGAAUGCAAGCAAUGUGGAAAAGCAUUCACAAAUAACUCCCAUCUUGCUGUACAUCAGAGAAUUCACACUGGGGAGAAACCUUAUGAAUGCAAGCAAUGUGGAAAGGCAUUCAAAGAGAGAUCCAAACUUACUGUACAUCAUAGAAUCCACACUGGGGAGAAACCAUAUGAAUGCAAGCAAUGUGGAAAAAUAUUCACAGAUAACUCCAAUCUAGCUGUACAUCAGAGAAUCCACACUGGGGAGAAACCUUAUGAAUGCAAGGAUUGUGGAAAGACAUUCACUCAUAGCUACAGUCUUGCUGUUCAUCAGAGAAUCCACACUAGGGAGAAACCUUAAGCUUUGUGGGAAAAUGUUUAUAUGUAGUUUCAGUCUUGGUGAUUUAUGAAGGAAAUUUUCCCUUUACCCUUUCUGGGGCAGUAUACCUAGCGUGAGUCUGAACUUGUCACAGAGGUGAGCAUUGCAUGAUGGAAAUCAUUUAAUGAAGAUGGAAUGGCAGCAGGUAAAAGGUAGUAAUAGAGUUGAGAGGUCACAAGACAGAGGCUGGAUGAUGUCUCUUGUACUGCCCCCUUUGGGGGCCCAGGCAAAAUAAAAAACCUGUUGGUUCCUGAGACAAGAUUUGAGUUAGUGGGUGAAGAAAAGGUUUGAUAAAUGGAGGUAAGAACAGAUAUCAAACCUCUUCUCUUUCAAUUUUGUUCCUGGCUGGACUUCCCUGAAAGCAUGGCUAGGGCACCCUAAUGGUGACCACAGAAUAGAAAACAAAAUGGAGCAGUGAGGAAAAUAUUUCCUAUUUUUCCAUCUUUCCCCCCUACUACCUUAGUUUAAAUAAAAUUAAUUUAGGGCCAGACUCAUAAUUUUCCCUCUCAUAUAUCGUAGAAACCACAGACAUUCACACUGAGCUGUCACCUUACUCAAAAUCAGACAAUUCACUCUACUAUGUCAUGAAUUCUCCUAAGAUGAGGUCCACAUUGGCAUAUGAUUAAGACCUAAAGUGUAAUCCCAUAAGAAUUAAAGGAGCAUAGAAUAGUUUACCUUUCAGAUCAAUUUCUUGAUAAGGAAGAAUUUAUGGCAAUUUAAGAAAUAGAUAACAAAUUCAAACUGCACAAACAAAACUAAUACAAUCAAGAUAAAAAGAGGAAACAAGAAGUUAUCAUUUGCUUUACAACAAUAUUACAUACUUCAGGUUUUAAAAAUUCUAACUAUUCUUGAAGCCUUAAUUCAUUUCAUGUUAACUGGAUCUAAUGUGGAGUUAAUUUAGUAAGAAAAUAAUGUCUUUGUUCUGUAGAAAUUUGUAAUUAGCAUCAUUUUCUCUAUAAAGUUUUUCCAAAAAUUCUUAUAAAGCAAAAAUUUUAAAAUACCAUGAUAUUGUGGAUUUAAAAUAUGAAACAAAAUUUAAUAAAAUAAAAUUAUUGACAUUCCAAUGCCUUAAUUGUUCAAUCAGGAGAUUGCAACUUUAUCUUCCCCUAAAAUAAGGUUUAAGUGGGGUGGAGUAAUUUAAAGUUUACUAUCCCCUCUGAUGAUCAUUGGGAGACUAGUCUCCCCAUUGGUCAUUUAACAUAAUCAUCUUGUAGUCCUAAAGCACUUUUAACUACAGAUGUAUACAAUAUUCAACUUCUAAGAUGAAAUUUACAAUAGUUAGAUAGAAAUAGAAAAGAGAGAAAGCAAAACCAAUGUUUUGCUAGGCACAUUGAGAAAAAGCCAAAUUAGGGGCAGUCCCCUUUGGCAUGAAAGUGUACAUUUACAUGUUCAAUCAAACUUCAGUUCAAUCAACCACAUCCAAAGUUCAUGCUUGAUCUUCUUGAUGUAGUGUGGAUUUUCUGGUAUCUUUCUGCAACAGUUCAUUCUCUGGAUUUAGGAAUUAGUAAGUGUCUUCCUUGAAGAUCUUUCUCAAACAAAAUUUUUCAAACAAAAAUUCAAAAUUUUGGAUUUUUAUUACAAUACAACCCCCCCCAUAAAGUGGGUGUUAAAAAAAAAGCAUCCAGUUCAGCUCAGGAUGCAAUGAUGAGUUAUGGGGUUGUAUGAGUCAAUUAUCAAAAGAAGAGAAAAACAACAAAAAAAUAAGGAAAGGAAAAAAUGGAAAGAAAGAAAAAAUUCAAAAUAGACCCUUAUUUAGGUUUAAUAAAUUUCUAAUAACCCCUUGUAUAGCUCCAAUUUAAAGUAGUUUCUAUCCACAAGUCUGUGGGACAGAAUUCAGUAAUAUUUCACUUUCCCAUUUGCAGCCAAGACUGCAGGAAGUUGCCAUACUAUAAGAAGAAAAGAAACUAGAAUUUUAUUUUGAUAGGGAAGUGUCAUUCCUUGGUCUUAUUUUUUGUCAUUCUCAGGGAUAUGGGGAGCCAGGAUGAUAGUUAAACUUUGGUACUUAUCUGAGUACAGAAAGAGUGUAGAUACAAGGAAGUCCUAUGACUUAACAUAUGUCAAGCAUUGCAACCUUGAGUUUCACAUUAGUUUCCCUGUGUGCUCUUUUUGGCACUAUUCAAGUUAAUUCUGUGCUCUUUGUUUUUAUCCCAUUUCCUAGAAUCAGACACAAACAUUAAUCACAGUCCCAUAACACUUAUCAAUAAAUGGUGGGUCCCCACAGUCUAAAGCUGUCUGGGUAUGUAUUAAUAUUAUAGCAAAACUAACAUUGUAUGUACCUUAAGUACGAGAAAUGAAAAAAAAUCAAAUAUUCUCAUCAAAAUAAAAGAAAAGCAAUAAUAUAAAUAAGGGGGAAAGGAAAAAAAUCAUGAAUUCAAUGUGUUCUUGAAAAACAGCAUCUACUUCUCAAUGGAUUAUUAUCUCCAAUUCAUGUGAUAGUAUACAGUCAAUGAGUCUCAACAGAAGAUGUUCCUUUCACAUGUGAGCAAUGAAUCCAAGAGUCCUCUCCAAUCUUUAUAGAUAUUGGAGUAGUUAGCAAUAUUUGAAAUGGCUCUUCCCAGGAAGGUUGAGUUGCUCCAGUAUGCUGGAAAUUUUUAAUAUACAACUUAUCGCCUGGGUUCAGGUCAUAAAGAGAAAAGUCUAGUGGUCCGGCUUGUACUGCAGCUCUGGAUUCAUGAACUUCAUGCAGUUUGUGCUGUAUUUCCUGCAUAUAGGAAGAAAUAGUAGUAUCCCCCUAAUAGUGAUGUAUAUGCAGGGGAGAAAGGUUUAGCCUGUAUAGGUGGAUGUCCAAAAAGCAUCUCAAAUGGUGAGAUGUGUAGGUUUCCUCUAGGCCUGCUUCUAAGAUAAAAUAGGGCCAGAGGAAGAAUUUCAGUCCAUUUUAGAUGUGUCUCAGUGCAUAAUUUGCCAAUUAUAGUUUUAAGAUCUCUGUUUAUUCUUUCAACUUGGCUCUGGAGAUGAUAUGGAACAUGGAAUUUGGGAGUUAUCCCCAAGCAAGAAUAUAUCUGAUUUAGGACAGAAUCAGUAAAAUGACUUCCUCUACCUGAAUCAAUAUGUGCUGGUAGGCCAAAGUGAGGAAUAAUUUCUUUUAAAAGCACCUUAGCAACAAAAGCCGCUGUGGCUCGGGUCGCAGGAAAUGCUUCCGGCCAUCUGGUCAGUUGAUCUACUAUGACUAAACAAAAUUUAUAUUGUCCAGCCUUUGGCAUUGUUAUGAAAUCUAUCUGUAGAUAUUUAAAAGGUGUGUAAUCCAGAGGACGCCCACCAAAGGCUUUUCCACAAAAAUCAUGUUGGUUAUAUGCUUGGCAUGUAGGGCAGGCUGUUCACACUUUAGAAGCUAUAAUAGUUAUCCCAGGGGCUAUCCAUUCUCUCUUAACAGAGUCCAGAAUACCCUGGGUGCCAAAGUGACUAUUUUUAUGAAUAGAUAAUCACACACAACCUAUACCAAGAUAAAUUCAAAAUGGGUAAAUGACAAAUAUAAAGAGUGAAAUUAUAAAUAAAUUAGGUAAAUAUAGAUUAGUAUACCUGUCAUAUCCGUGGGAAAGGAAGGAAUUUAAGACCAAGCAAGAGAUAGAGAACAUUGCAAAAUAUAAAAUGAAUGACUUUGAUUAUAUCAAAUUUAAAAGGUUUUGUACAAACCAAACCAAUGCAAACAGAAUUAGAAGGAAAGCAACAUACUGGGAGAAUAUUUUGAUAACAAAACUCUGUAAAAGGUUUAAUUUCCAAAAUAUAUCAGGAACUAUGUCAUAUUUACAAAAAAAUCAAGUCAUUCACCAAUCAACAAAUGUUCAAGAGACAUGAAUAGGCAGUUUUCCUGUGAUGAAAUCAAAACGAUCAAUAAGCACACGAAAAAGUGUAAAUUGCUCCUGAUUAGAGAAAUGCAAAUUAAAACAACUCUGAGAUACCACCUCACACCUAGCAGAUUGACCAAUAGGACAGUGUGGAAGAGGCAUGCAUGCAAAGAACAGAAGCUGGAGAUGAAUCAGCUGUCAAUCAAAGGAAAAUUCCAUUUGGAAUGUUACCAGGAAAAGCAGUUUGGGAACCAAGCCUAAGGUGACUGUUUUGAGGCUUUGGGCUGAUGGUGACCCUGAAGGAAGAAGCUGGGUUUCUCUGGGACCUGGGAUAAUCAAGUUGGCGGUGGCCUGGCUGAUUUGAAGGCAGAAGGACAAUAGUCCAUGUAAUUCUCUCUGACUGUUUCAUGCUAGUGACUGAAUUGCCAUUUCUCUCAAUAUACUCCAACCUAACAUUCAUUAUAGAUAAUAGGGAAAUCCCACUCCUCUUACCUUAUCCUUUAUCUUUUUUUUUUUCCCCAACAAACCCUCACUUGAGACAAAGAAGAGAAAAGAGCAUUUCCACUGAAACAUCACAGCUCACUCUGAGUGACUUAGAAGGAGACUGAAGAAGAAGGCAGAGGGGAAACUGAAGGGAAGAAGAGGGCAGGAGGGGGGAUUUGAAGAGGGGAGGAAGGGAGGUAUAGAGGGAGGAGGAUAAGCAAAGGAAGAUAACUACCUGAUCCAUUAGUUAUCUACUAUCCAUCAAAUAUACCCUCCAAAUAUUAUCUAUUACAAUAGCAAAGUAAUGUGAUAAAUGUUGGAGGGGAUUUGGCAAAAUUGGGACACUAAUACUAUGCUAGUAGAGUUGUGAAUUGGUCCAACCAGUCUGGAGGAAAAUUUGGAACUAUGCACAAAGGGCUUUAAAUGACUGUCAACCCUUUGACCCAACAAAAACACUGCUGGUUUUGUACCCCAAAUAGAUAAUAAGGAAAAAGCCUUGUACAAAAAUAUUUAUAGCCACAAUCUUUUGUCGUGGUAAAAUACAUUGGAAUGAGGGGAUGUCUAUCAAUUGGGAAAUGGCUGAACAAAUUGUGGUAUAUGUUGGUGAUGAAAUAUUAUUGAGCUGAAAGGAAUAAAAAAAUGGAGGAAUUCCAUAAAAAAAUUAAACAAUAUUUUUUAAAAAUCCAUGUGAACUGGAAAGACCUCCAUGAAAUAAUGUAGGGUGAAAGGAACAGAACCAGAACGUUGUACACAGACACUGAUACAUUGUAGCACAAUCAAUAGUAACUGAUUUUGUUAGUAGUAACAAUGCAGUGAUCCAGGACAAUCCCAAGGGACUUGUGAGAAAGAACACUAUCCACAUCCAGAGAAAGAACUGUGGGAGCAGAAACAUAGAAGAAAAACAUAUGAUCAAUCAUGUAGUGAGGUGGGGAUGUGAUUAGGCUUUAAAUGUUAAAGGAUUGCUCUACUGCAAAUAGGAAUAACAUAGAAGUAGAUUUGGAACAAUGAUAUUCCUCUAACCCAGUGGAACUACUUGUAAGCUUUGGGAGGGAGGAGGAGAGAGAGUGUGUGUGUGUGUGUGUGUGUGUGUGUGUGUGUGUGUGUGUGUGUGUGUAUGUGUAAUUAUGAAUCAUGAUGCUGUGAUGGAUGUAGACCUGGGCGUCUAAAUCAAAUACCGACUGGAUGGCUCACUAUUCGACCUUCGCCGCCUGACCACAAAAACAAAGACAACAGAGAGACUCAUCCUGGAAGCUCUCUUCGCAGAUGACUGUGUUCUCAUGGCCCACCAAGAAAAUCAUCUCCAAACCAUUGUGGACAGGUUCUCCACCGCAACAAAACUGUUUGGCCUGACUAUCAGCCUCAGUAAAACAGAGGUGCUGUUCCAACCUGCACCAGGGAGGCCAACGAACCAGCCGUGCAUUACAAUCGAGGGCACGCAGCUUUCUAACGUCAACACUUUCAAGUACCUGGGCAGCACCAUCACCAACGACGGGUCCCUAGACCACGAGAUCAAUGCCAGGAUCCAAAAGGCCAGCCAGGCACUUGGGCGGCUGCGCUGCAAAGUCCUCCAACACAGAGGUGUAAGCACUGCGACGUAGCUCAAAGUGUACAACGCAGUGGUCCUCAGCUCGCUCCUGUAUGGUUGCAAGACAUGGACGCUGUACCGGAAGCACAUGAAACAGCUGGAGCAAUUCCACCAACACUCUCUCUGGUCAAUCAUGAGGAUCCGAUGGCAGGACCGAAUCACCAACCAGGAAGUCCUCGACAGAGCCAACUCCACCAGCAUCAAAGUCCUGGUCCUCAAAACCCAGCUACGAUGGUCUGGACACGCCAUCUGCAUGGACCCACAGCGAAUACCAAGACAGGUAUUCUAUGGUGAACUGUCAGCUGGACUCAGGAAAUAAGGCCGACCAAAGAAAAGAUUCAAGGAUCAGCUAAAGUCCAACUUGAAGUGGGCUGGCAUGACACCAAAGCAACUAGAACUUGCUGCCUCUGACAGAAGCAGCUGGCGAGCCCACGUUCACCAUGCUGCCACCACCUUUGAAGAUGAGCGACAUCGACGUCUUGACGCUGCGCAUGAACGCCGACACCAGGCCACAACUGCACCUCCCGUAACAACUGGCGUCCCAUGCCCCAUGUGCUACAAACUGUGCACCUCAGCCUUUGGACUCCAAAGCCACAGGAGGGUACAUCAAUAGAUGAUAAUGCACAAAGACAAUUGUCAUUCUCGGUCACCGAGAGACUACCACUAACUAACUAUGGAAAAAUAUUUUAAAUUAAAAUAAGAAAAAAGAACAUAAUUCCUAGAGGUGUGCCUCUUGGAUGGGAGAAUGUGAUAGUUAACGGAGUCUGAAUAGAGAAGAGGAUGAGGAAGGGGCAAGCAGAGAGUAUCACUCACAGAACUAUGGACUGAAAUUGGAAUUACUAGGAAGCCUACCCCCAAAGGAGAUGAGAGAAGGCUAGGGCAGGAGUUUGGUCUUUUUUAUGCUUAUUUGUGUUGGGAGGGGGGAGGAAAACUGACCAGCUUCUCUCUGUGCUACCUUACAAUAACCAACGUGCAUUUCGUGGCAAAGCGUUUGGUGGGCGUCCUCUGGCUUACACACCUUUUGAACAUCUACAGAUAGAUUUCAUAACAAUACCAAAUGCUGGAAGUUAUAAAUUUUGUCUAGUAAUAGUAGAUCAACUAACCAGAUGGCCGGAAGCAUUUCCUGCAACCCGAGCCACAGCAGAUUUUGUUGCUAAGAUACUUUUAAAAGAAAUUAUUCCUCACUUUGGACUACCAGCACGUAUUGAUUCAUAUAAAGGAAGUCAUUUUACUGAUUCUGUCCUAAAUCAGAUAUAUUCUUGCUUGGGAAUAACUCCCAAAUUUCAUGUUCCAUAUCAUCCCCAGAGCUCAGGCCAAGUUGAGAGGAUUAACAAAUAACUUAAAACUAUGAUGGGGAGACUAGUCUCCCAAUGAUCAUCAGGGGGGAUUGUGAAUCUUAAAAAUUCUCAGACCCUACUUCAGAACACUUGGUUAAGACCAUUCCCCAUUUUAAACAAUGAAGGGACUUAGUCAGGAAUGUGAGAACUCUACUCCACCCAUACUUAAGCAUACUUUAGGGGAAGAUAAAGUUGUAAACUCUUUACUGAACAAUGAAAAAGUACUUAACCCAUACUUAUAGUGAGGCCAAGCACUUAAGCUAAGUCUAUUUUUAGAUCUAAUACAAAGAGGUGCUACGUACCUAUGAAGGUUAAGCAAUUUGCAAACUUGCAAGGGGCAAAGAGGUGUGAACUUACUCAAAAGUUUAGUCUACUCAGGUGUGAAUUAAGAAUGGUUUGUCCUUUGGAAAAUGUCUACUGUAAUUGGUAGAUGUGAGAACUUAGGGAAGGUGACAUAGAAGAAAAUUCUCUUUAAAAGGAGCUGUCUGAACCAGUUUAGGAGAGUUCAGGAAGAAUUCAGUGUUGGAAGCUGAAGUGGAGUUCAGGAGCUGAACUGGUGGGUCUCUCUGAACACUAGAAUGUUGCUUGGGACAAAUCUUGUGGUAAGUGGAUUAAAGACUGAUUGGGAAUUUUUCCCUGGCGACCACUUUAUUUUUGAUGUAAACCAUAUUUCCAUGGUCACAGUUUAUGCCAACCACUCUUUUAAAUGUUACACAAUCAAGCACAAGUUCAGAGACCAACCAUUCCCGAUGGGGUUGAUGAAAAUUCUAAGCCAAUGCAAAUGACUUGAACCUAGUGUGAGACUCGAGGUUGCAAAGCUUGACAGAUGCUAAGACAUAGGCCUUCCUUGUAUCUACACUCUUUGUGAAAAUACAGACAAGUAUCUCAAAUUUGGCUCCUACCUGUCUCCUAUUAUCUAAAAAAUAAAUAAAAAUAAAAAAUCA